AUGUCUGCCGCCGCGGACCCUCCUUUGCCGCCGCCACAUCCUCCGCCUGGUGGUCCGUCAGGUCAUCGCGAUGGUGUAGCUGGUGAUUCCGCCGUGACGAAGCGUUGCACUCAUUGCAAACAAGACAAGAGUAUUGAUCAAUACGUCAACUUGCGGAAUCCAGCUGCAAAACCUACUGGCAAGUGCUUAGAGUGUCAUCAGAAGCAGAGCCAAACACCAACGCAUCGAGUGUUUGAUUCUGUUCGUUCACGACUAUCCAAGCGACCUUCAACUGAAGUUCAGUCGCCAGAGAGACAAGAGGCUCGACGCUUCCAGCCAAUUGUACCCCGACCUGAGCCUCCUGCAAUUACGCCUACUUCAGCAACGCCUAGUUCAUCCAGAUUAAUCCUUCCCGCACCACGCACCCCGAAUCCAUUGGCACGAGCCGGCACUCUGGUCAGAAGUACCACGAGCUCUUUGCCUCGCUUUCUUCGUCGCGGCGUGGACUCACAGGAGAGUCCUGAUACUCAGCAAGCUCGUCGAGAUCAGGUUGCAAUUCAACGUCGUCAUCGAGCUGAACGACGUGAGGGCUUGGAACCAUCUCCUACGCCUGGCAUCCCGCAGUUGCUUGGCCAGAGCCAGGGCACUCCAGCUCCGUUUGGCCGUGUCCCAGAGUCAUCUGACCCUGAUGAAGAGGUUUGCCCUCAGUGUCAUCAUCUACGCCAGAGAGGCGACUUCUUCGAUGAGGAUGGAACAUUGUGUAAAGAGUGCAAUGUUUGCCGUGCAACAGCUCAGAGUUCGCAGUAUGCCUCCUCACAAGUUAGCCAUCCGUCUACGGAGAGCAGCUUCGGGAUAUCGGGUCUUGCGCUUCGCCCCCCUCAACCUCGCGGCAAUAUUCCUUCCAGCCUGUCUCAAACGUUGUCAGAAUUGAUAGGCGCAGAAGAAGCCUCUAAUCCUGGUGAGAUCGAACAGGAAGUCGAGUUCAACAAUGACCUCUCAGCUGUUGCACUUUCUGACUCUGACCGUCAACUAAUCGCAGCCUAG
Messenger RNA from Clonostachys rhizophaga, 1023 nucleotides. Lineage: Eukaryota; Fungi; Ascomycota; Sordariomycetes; Hypocreales; Bionectriaceae. The record is from the annotation of a GenBank genome assembly.